Phyllostomus hastatus (greater spear-nosed bat) is the source of this 2164-nucleotide messenger RNA. It is a transcript of the gene ADAT2, whose product is annotated as adenosine deaminase tRNA specific 2. The coding region runs from base 129 to 704 and encodes 191 amino acids. The record is from RefSeq and is a predicted model, not a curated record. The transcript is spliced from 6 exons. Gene Ontology annotation, molecular function: zinc ion binding; tRNA-specific adenosine-34 deaminase activity. Gene Ontology annotation, biological process: tRNA wobble adenosine to inosine editing. Gene Ontology annotation, cellular component: cytoplasm; nucleus. Lineage: Eukaryota; Metazoa; Chordata; Mammalia; Chiroptera; Phyllostomidae.
CCAGGUCCGUCCAGAAUUCGCUCCCUUGUGCUUCGCCGUUCGACUCCCCCGGAAACGGUGGCUGCACACGCCGAGUUCCGGGCCAGCGCGCCUCCGUCUGGCUGGGAGCGCGGGGGCCCCAGUGCCGGAUGGAGGCGAAGGAGGCAUCCGAGCCGGCUACCGGCGUUGGGUGCUGUGUGUCAGCGGAGGAGAUCGAAAAGUGGAUGGAGGAGGCCAUGCAAAUGGCCAGAGAAGCCCUAGAAAAUACCGAAGUCCCUGUCGGCUGCCUUCUGGUCUACAACAAUGAAGUUGUGGGCAAGGGAAGAAAUGAAGUCAAUCAAACCAAAAACGCCACUCGACAUGCGGAAAUGGUGGCCAUCGACCAGGUCCUGGAGUGGUGUCGCGGCCGCGGCAGGAGCCCCUCCGAGGUGUUCGAGCGCACCGUGCUGUACGUCACCGUGGAGCCCUGCAUCAUGUGCGCCGCCGCGCUGCGCCUGAUGAGAAUCCCGCUGGUUGUAUAUGGCUGUCAGAACGAACGUUUUGGUGGCUGUGGCUCGGUUCUAGAUAUCGCCUCUGCUGACUUACCAAACACUGGGAGGUCAUUUCAGUGCAUUCCUGGCUACCGGGCCGAGGAAGCAGUGGAAAUGUUAAAGAACUUCUACAAACAAGAAAAUCCAAACGCACCCAAAUCAAAGGUUCGAAAAAAGGAAUGUCAGAAAUCCUGAACUUGACCUAAUGAAGGACUAAUGAAUGCCACUGGAUGAAAUUCAUGUACUGAAAGCUGGCGACCUCAUCAAAUCAUGUGUUAUAUAUUGUCCUUAACCCAUGGGAAAAGGAUCUUUCAUCAUUUCCUGUUAAAGGAACAACUUAGCACUUUUAAAAAGUCUGACAAUUGUAAUCAACUACUACUACAACUAGUGUUUCCGUGAGCUGAAAGACUAUUUUGAAAAGGGAAAAAUUAAAGAUUGAGGCGACAGAAAUCAGUAAGCAGUGCAGUGCACUUCCUGCCAAAGGGUCAUGCCCAGUCCUGGGGAGUGCUGUGAGGAGUGAGCAUCCAGACUCAGUUACUGGCGUGUCCGGACGGGGGCGCUGCUGUGGACACUGAGUCCGCGCCCGGCAUUUCGGAAGCGAGUCUUCCUUCCUUGCAGCCUCUACGCUCUCCCAGGGUGCUGGGGGCCCGCGACUUCCCUUGGACAUUGUACAUGAGUUGUGUACAUGCAGACCAGGAUUGUAAAGUCCUCAGAACAGACUUUUUACCUUUAUAAAAACACUUAGAAUAAACGCCUAUGGUAAAACAAGUGCUAAAACCUUAUUUGUGCCUUUUUGGGAGAUGGAUAGUCUUAAAAAUAAAAGAUAAAAAGCACAAAUGGGACAAGUCCUUCUUUGUCCCUGAGCAACUGCACUGUGAAUCAGGGAACAAAACAGAAUCUGGCCCUGGUGGAGCAGGGAGAUGGGUAACAAUCAGAACAGCAUGUUAGGGGGUGACAUAGAUUAUGGCAAAAAGAACGGGCAGGCCACUGGUGGUGAGUCUGCUGGUUGCACAAUUAAAUAGCAUGGUCAGUUUGGUCUGAAAUAGAAUACAGUUCUUUCUCUUUAUAAAAACCCAGAUUUAGAAUUUGAAAAUCUAAAGUGGUGAAACAUGAACACAGCCCUGGACAGGGUGGCGCAGCAGGAACUCCCAGAUACUCUCGCGGGCUGACUACGGUAAGGCUGGUGCGGCUUGAAGGGCAGCUUUGAAGAGCCGGGCUGCGGUGCACCGCGUCCGUCCGCCCAGAAGGGGGCCUCGCCGUUCCACCAGAAGCCCCGCUCCUGGUCCUGGACCGAAGCUCCUCAGCUGCAUUUCUUCACUAGAUUCAUUUCCUUGAUGCAAAGCAUCUGUAUUUGUUGGUUCUGCAAUUUGAGCGAUGUCUCUGACUUGUUUGUUUUGAAUUACAUUACAGGCUGGAAUGUAAUUGUGGUGAAAGUAUUUUUAUAUUGCUGAGAGUAGCAGCUAAUCACAGUUACAUGCUUCGGAGGAUUUAUAAUUGCUUGAUUUUGUAUGUGUGUGUUUUUAACUGCAUUUGAAUUUUAUGGAGAAGAAUAGGCAUGAUUUUAAAUCUAUAAUGAUGUUACAUGUAACUUCUCUUCAAUUUCACCUGCUUUGAAAAUUAUCCUCUCAUUAAAUUUUAGUGCUUUGACUACUUGA